CAACUGGUGGACGCAGACGGCGGAUGGCGCCCGGCCCCUCGGGGCUCCUGUCCCCUGAUGCUAACCAAGAGUGGAGGAAGGAGGCGAGGCUGAGCAUGGACCAAGGAGAGGCUUCACCUCCUGCACCUGCAGAAAAUGAAGUGAAAUAUGACACCAACAACAAUGAAGAGGAGGAGGGAGAAUUGUUUGACUUUGACAGUGGAGAUGAAGUUCCGGAAGCAGAUCGGCAAGCCCCGUCUGCCCUCGGGACAAGCGGCGCUGAUGGGCAAGCCCAGUCUGCCCACGGGCUGAGCUGCACUGAGGCUAGAGAUACAGGAAACGGAACUGGAGCUGAACCUGCCCCGGAGGCUGAGCCUGCGAAACUUGUGGUCCCAACAAGAGUGAACCCGUACUCUGUCAUUGACAUCACACCAUUCCAGGAGGACCAGCCACCGUCUCCAGAUGCAAACACAGAGGAAGAAGGGGUGGGCCUGCGUGUGCCCAGUGGCUACUCGGUGCCUGUGCCCUGUGGCUAUGCUGUGCCGUCUAACUUGCCCCUGCUGCUGCCUGCCUACUCCAGUCCUGUCAUCAUCAGAGCAGAGUCUGUGGAAGAGGAAGAAGCAACAGAAGUUACUGGAAAUGGGCAGUGCAAUUCCCUAAGCUCGGAGGACCUUCCGCAAAGUGGCGAUCAAGGCAGUCAAGAAGGCAGUGCCCUGGCCCGGUGGGCAGCCGACCCUGCCAACACAGCAUGGAUGGAAAAUCCAGAGGAAGCAAUUUACGAUGAUGUUCCAAGGGAGAACUCGGACUCUGAGCCAGAUGAAAUGAUUUAUGAUGAUGUGGAGAACGGAGACGAAGGUGGCAACAGCUCGCUGGAGUACGGGUGGAGUUCCAGUGAGUUUGAAAGCUACGAGGAGCAAAGUGACUCGGAGUGCAAGAAUGGAAUUCCCAGGUCCUUCCUGCGCAGCAGCCAUAAAAAGCAACUCUCUCAUGACCUAACCCGCUUUAAGGCGCACUGUGAGGAAAAGAUGAGAGGCUUGGUGGCCAGUACGGUGGGAAGCGUGGAGGCGCAGCAGGCAAAGCACAGCAGGCAGGAGCGGAAGAUGCAAAAGCUCAUGAAGGCAGCCAAGGAGGGCACCAAAGAUGGGCUGGAGAAGACCAAAGCUGCUGUGAAAAGAGGCCGCUCCUUCAUCAGGACCAAGUCUUUUGUCUCUCAAGAUCACAGGUAUUGCUUUGAAGAAGAGCAGAAUUUGUUCAUUGAUGUUGACUGCAAGCACCCGGAGGCUGUCCUGACCCCAAUGCCCGAGGGCUUAUCUCAGCAGCAGGUUGUGAGAAGAUACAUUCUGGGUUCCAUUGUUGAAAGUGAGAAGAACUAUGUAGAUGCUCUCCGGAGGAUUUUGGAGCAAUAUGAGAAGCCGCUGUCAGAGAUGGAGCCCCGGCUCCUGAGUGACAGGAAGCUCAAGAUGGUGUUCUACCGAGUCAAAGAAAUCCUGCAGUGCCACUCCAUGUUCCAGAUCGCUCUGGCCAGCCGUGUGUCUGAGUGGGACGCCGUGGAAACAAUCGGCGAUGUUUUCGUGGCCUCGUUCUCCAAGUCCAUGGUGCUGGAUGCUUACAGCGAGUACGUGAACAACUUCAGCACAGCCGUGGCGGUCCUCAAGAAGACAUGUGCCACAAAGCCUGCCUUCCUUGAGUUCUUAAAGCUGAGCCAGGAUUCCAGUCCCGACCGGGUCACCCUCCACAGCCUUAUGAUGCGGCCCAUCCAGAGGUUCCCGCAGUUCAUCCUCCUACUGCAGGACAUGCUGAAGAACACAGCUAAAGGACAUCCUGACAGGCUGCCCCUUCAGAUGGCACUGACGGAGCUCGAGACCCUGGCGGAGAAGCUAAACGAGAGGAAGAGAGAUGCCGACCAGCGCUGUGAAGUCAAGCAAAUAGCAAAAGCCAUAAACGAAAGAUACCUGAACAAGCUCCUCAGCAGUGGAAAUCGGUACCUCAUUCGAUCCGAUGACGUGAUUGAAACGGUUUACAACGACAGGGGAGAAAUCAUCAAGACCAAAGAACGCCGGCUCUUCAUGCUGAACGAUGUGCUGAUGUGUGCCACUGCCAGCUCACGGAACUCCCAUGAGAGCCAUGCUGCGAUGAGCCAGAGGUACCUGCUCAAGUGGAGUGUGCCCCUAGGACACGUGGACGUUAUUGAGUACAGUGGCAGUUCUGGCGCCGGAGAGCACAGUAGGCACCAUGCGGCACACUCACCUGAAAGCCUGGCCGUGGUGGCCAAUGUGAAGCCACACAAAGUUUACAUGGGGCCAGGGCAGCUGUACCAGGAUCUGCAGAACCUCCUCCAUGACCUGAAUGUUGUUGGCCAGAUCUCGCAGCUGAUUGGAAACCUCCGAGGGAGCUAUCAGAAUUUAAACCAGUCGGUAGCCCACGAUUGGACAUCAGGUUUACAGCGACUGAUCCUGAGGAAAGAAGAGGAAAUCAGAGCUGCUGACCGCUGCAGAAUUCAGUUGCAGCUCCCGGGAAAGCAGGACAAGUCAGGGCGGCCCACUUUCUUUACUGCCGUGUUCAAUACGUUCACACCGGCCAUCAAGGAGUCCUGGGUCAGCAGCCUGCAGAUGGCCAAGCUGGCACUUGAGGAGGAGAACCACAUGGGAUGGUUCUGUGUGGACGACGAUGGCAAUCUAGCCAAGAAGGAGACACACCCUCUCCUGGUGGGACACAUGCCUGUGAUGGUGGCCAAGCAGCCGGAGUUCAAGAUCGAAUGUGCAGCUUAUAACCCCGAGCCUUACCUAAGCAACGACAGUCAGCCGGCUUCACCCUCCGCAGCACGUGGCUUCCUGUGGAUCGGAAGUUGUAGCAACCAGAUGGGUCAGGUGGCCAUCGUCUCCUUCCAAAGUUCCAACCCCAAAGUCAUUGAGUGCUUCAACGUGGAGUCACGCAUCCUGUGUAUGGUAUACAUUCCAGCUGAGGAGCUGAAGCCCCAGGAGCCCUGUGAAGCCGGGGAUCCAGAGGCCACAGCCUCGAGAGCAUCCCAUGUGCCCACCAUCUGCCUGGGCACAGAGGAGGGAAGCAUUUCCAUUUACAAGAGCAGUCAGGGCUGCAAGAAGGUGAGGCUGCAGCACUUCUACACGCCAGACAAGUCCACAGUCAUGAGCUUGGCCUGCUCCCCGCAAGGCCUGUAUGCUGGCCUAGUCAACGGGUCCGUCGCCAGCUACACCAAGGCUCCAGAUGGAUCCUGGAACUCAGAACCCCAGCAAGUGAUCAAGUUGGGCGUCCUGCCGGUCAGAAGCCUUCUCCUGGUGGAGGGUGCACUGUGGGCAGCCUCUGGAGGGCAGGUGUUCAUGGCCAACCUGGAGACUCACACCAUAGAGAAUCAGCUGGAGGCCCACCAAGACGAAGGAAUGGUCAUCUCCCACAUGGCUGUGGCUGGCGUUGGCAUCUGGAUCGCCUUCACCUCAGGGUCCACCCUUCGCCUCUUCCACACAGAGACCUUGAAGCACCUGCAGGAUGUCAACAUUGAUGCCCCCGUGCAUGGCAUGUUGCCAGGGCACCAGCGUCUGUCUGUGACCAGCCUGCUCGUAUGCCAUGGUUUGCUCAUGGUUGGUACCAGCCUGGGUGUUGUGGUGGCCCUGCCAGUCCCUCGUCUUCAGGGUAUCCCCAAAGUGACAGGACGAGGCAUGGUCUCCUACCAUGCACAUAAUGGGCCUGUUAAGUUCAUCGUCAUGGCCACAGCAUUUCAGAAGAACAAGGACAGAGCCAGGGACAGCCCACCCUCCGGCCCAGAGCCUCAGGAUGAAGACCCCAAGGACUUGCUCUGCACUGACGACGCCACUUCUUGCCUGGGCCAGAAUGAUGUCAACACAAGUGUUUGGUUGGGAGACUCACUAGGAUUGACAGCUCAGAAGAACGAGCUGUCUUCAUCCUCGGGGUCACUGAGCCUGUCCCAUGGCUCCAGCUCCCUAGAGCACAGAUCUGUGGACAGCAGCCUGUGUGACCUCCUGAAGGACCCUAGCGCCUCCCCAAGGAGCAGGGCGCAGCGCUCUAGGAGAGCCAAAGCCAGUUCAGCGCUGGUGGUGUGUGGGGGCCAGGGCCACCGGCGAGUGCACAGGAAGGCCAGGCAGCCUUCCCAGGAGGACCUGGUUUCUUCAGUGAUGGUGUGGCAGAUCCCACUGCUGAGCAUGUAGAUAGAGGCUGCUGCCUGCCCUCAGGUGGCAAGCAGGGACAACUCAGCCGGAUGCAGGCUAAGCGAUGGAGGCUGCAUCCAAUACCACUGGGACCAACUGGAAGCAGAGUUUGUGAAGGAAAUAGGCAGCGGUCACACAGCUUCCCUGAACAACUGAGUCCAGAUGUGCUAAGGAGGCAGAGGAGCAUCCUGGCUUUUGAGUCACUGAGCAAAGUAACAGGAUAGUGCUACAGCCUGCCCCAUCAUUCACCUGAGAUGUGAAGUGUGCUGAUGGUACCAGUUCUGGGCACACCUCGGAGGACUGACAGGGAGAUGUAGCGUCCAGUAGCACAGGAGGUCACUAACAAUUCUUAAAACAUUCUACUUGACUUAGACUCACCACUGUUAUUUAUAUUCUAUGUAUUUUCCCACUCCCAGAAUGAAAAUUGUAACAAUUUAGAAAGCCAGGUAACGCACCCCAAUCCAGUCAGCUUGAUUUUUGGGGGGAGUGACUGAGGCUUUCAAAAGUAGACUCAUAUGUGUAGUUAACAAAUGGUGUUUUUAUAUUGCAUUUUUCUAUUAAAAAUCAACAGUUAACAUUUUAGUCAAUAUACUAUUUGUAGUGUUUCCCACAUAAUCUUUGCUUUAAGCCAAAAUGUCCAAUACUUAUCAAGAUCUGGAUUCCAGCCUCCAUGCCAAAUCAUACUUGCCUUCUCAUACUAAACGCUAUUAAUAUCUCCAUGGGACACGAGCUGGCCGAGUCAUGCCAGGAUGGUGCUGGAAGCGUCCCGGGUCUUCUGUGCAUCUGCUGUCAGAGAGCCAUCCACAUCCGGAUGCUCAUUCUGAUGUCCCAAGGUGCUGAUCAGUCUGCCGUGCCAGUGCCAUCCCCUCCCCAAAGAAUGUACACAGUCACAUGGGGCCCUUGAGAGGCAGCCGCCCAUGUCAAAGGACACGUCAACCCAAAGGCUCCGUUUGCUCCACCUGUAUUUGUACAUUAGUGUUCCACAUACUGGACAGAUAAUUUUUUCUAAAGCCUAGUGCAGAUAUUCCCAAGAAACACACUUCUCAGCACUUUACAAAUGACUAAAAAUGCCAACUUUUAACUAAGCCAAAUAUUUUCUAAAAUUGCACAUAUACCCAAGCUUUCUUAAACUGUUAGCUGCUGUCUUAUUUGAUAAAAUAAAAGAGUUUAUU
Messenger RNA from Psammomys obesus (fat sand rat), 5329 nucleotides. It is a transcript of the gene Arhgef10, whose product is annotated as Rho guanine nucleotide exchange factor 10. Lineage: Eukaryota; Metazoa; Chordata; Mammalia; Rodentia; Muridae. Gene Ontology annotation, biological process: mitotic spindle assembly; positive regulation of stress fiber assembly; actin cytoskeleton organization. Gene Ontology annotation, cellular component: centrosome. The transcript has 29 exons. Bases 24 to 4157 code for a protein of 1377 amino acids. The record is from RefSeq and is a predicted model, not a curated record. Gene Ontology annotation, molecular function: protein binding; guanyl-nucleotide exchange factor activity.